ACUGCAAAAACCAGGGUGUUAAAUAUUCAACACCAGCAUGGAAUAGAAAAAUAUCAACACCCUUGGUGUUCAUUUCAUGUCCGAUUGGCGAAAAAUAACACCAACGGUGUGAAAAUAUUCAAUUACAGGCUGAUGGUGUCAUAUUUGGUGUUAUAAAAUCGCACAUGCGCAUAAGCUAGAGAAUUCGACGAAAAUCAUUGGACGAAAGUUGUCAUAUGAUCCGAUAUGCGCCUCUGCAGCUGCGCGCGCACAGCUAGACGAGAGCAUGUGGCUAGAGAAUUUCACUGGCACUGACUUGAAGUCUUGAUUCUGGAGUAGUAAUUCUUCAAAUUAGGCCUAGAUUCUAGAUGUGAAGUGAUCGAAGUGCAUGCAACCAUGCCAUUAAGCGUCAGGGUCUGUUCAGCGGAUCGAAGUAUUAGAAAAUACCUGCCUAUAGAUCCAGAAGACACAGUAGGAUUCUUUGAACUCAUCAGAAGAAAAUUCCACAUAAGGGAUGGGGAAGAUCUCGUACUUGUGGAUGAACAAGAAGGGUUUGGUAUAGACGAUGACGUACUAGGAGAUGUGGUGACCAGCAAUCCCACAGUCAGCCUCAUGGUGCUAAAAGAAGAUGAAGAAUGGUCUGGUUCAGAUGUACAUAGCAUCACAAGUGCAGACACUAUCAAGGUGGAUACCAGCUCCUCUUCCCUGAGUAGCUCAGAAUCUGAUUCAAGUUUUUGCUCCAGUAGAAAGAGGCCACGAUUAAAUGCCCUCAGUGAAUCAGGUGCAAUCACUGACAACUCUUGUGAGUUUGUACAAGAAAUUUUGCGGCACAGAGGUGAUGCCAUUCUCCGAGAGUAUGAAUUGACUGGAGCACUUCAAGAUAAAACUAGACGGCAGAUGAUUAACCUUUUGGUAGCCCACAUGCAAGAACACUAUGGCAAACAUCCAAAAGCAGCUAUGAAAACCAAAUAUGCCAUGGGGAUAGUGAAUCUGUUUCCAAGACUCAAGGAUCCGUUUACUAGCACAGGUCAUGAAGCUUAUUUUGAUGCAAGAAGUAACACGGGAUUCCUGGCUGCUAGAAUAAAAAAUGUUAACCGCACAACAGAGGAGAAGACAUCCAACCCAUUACCCAAGCCAUCAAGCAGAGAUGGUGGUCCUGGGAAGGUCCGAGAAGGUGACCAAGAAUCUGCUCCAGGCUGCACCUAUGAUGAAGACCUCAACUGGUUACGACACUGUCCAACAUUAGAACGUGAUUCUACCCUGGUUGUUGAAAAGAUGAAAUCCACUUUUCCUGUUAGACAGCAUAUGGUCAGGGACGGACGCUCCGCAUCGGAUAUUUUGGAACAGUUUCCUUUUGAAACUGUUCCAGGUUUGAUUGAGGUAGAUUUUCGGAAACUUUUUCCUGAAAAUCACUCGCGUUUCCUGACCAAAUGGCCCGAGUUGAAGCCCAAGGUUGUUACACUUGCAAGACAACUUCUGAAGCAGAAAGGAAACUUGACAGUGAUGGAGCUUCUGUCAUCUUAUGACAGUUCUGAUCAAAAUAAAGAAGGAUGGAAUUCCAGCACAUCUGCUAUCCUCCUCCUCUUGUGCCUAUUGCCUCCUGCAAGCCAAGGGAAGUCCAAAGCUGCGUCAGCAAAAGUGUCCAUUUCUUCAGCUCUCUCGAGGGUUAUUCAAUUUCAGAAGACAGGAGGGAGUAUUCAAGCAUUCCUCGACAACACAAAAGAGACCAAGAGUCAACCGUUCCUUCUGGCAAUUGGCAAUUCCAAGGCCCGAAUCACCAACUACAUGAUCAAUGUGGAUCACAAGGCCAUUCCAUGUUCGGCACGCACGGUCGAAGCAGCAGUAGAUUUACUCUUCAAGACCCACUUUGUCUUUGGCCUGCAGUACUGCUUGUCUCUGCGGCAGUUCUGGACUUUUGUCCAGACUGCCAUUUUUGAAAUCGAUAUCGGAGUGUCCCGGGAAACACCAAGAGUACGUGAAAUUAGAUCGAAAUUGUUAGCACCAUGAUUUGCUUCAAAUGCCACAAACAGUUUGCAAUACCCAAAUUGGUUCAACAUUUGAGAUUGAAACAUGGAGUUAUUGAAGAUGGUAAAGAAGUAUUGACCUGUGGGCAGGGAGCUUGUGCGAGAACAUUUCAUACUUUUCGAGGAUUUCGGGGACAUUUGCAGACUCACCUUAAAACCGAUUUUCCAGAUAAUAAAGAGCAGUCUAAUGAAAAUGAUAAAGUGAGUGACUUUCCUGAAGAAAGUCUUGAAAGUCUUCAAGAAUACAAUAUUAAUAAUGAUGAGAUUGUUGAAGAUCAGGAUGUAUAUGAAGAUGACAUUUUAUCUGUAGAUACCUUGAACAGGCAGUGUGUAAAUGUAAUUUCAAAAUUUUCAGCAAAUAGUGCAAACUCUGGAAAAGUUGUAAAUGAUGUAGUAGAAACAACCAGUGCGAUUGUAGGUGAUGUAGUAAAAAGUGCAUCGGCAGCCGUUACAGCUGCUUUCUUAAAACAUAAGCUGCCUAUAGAAUCCGAGGCUUAUAAGGAGAUUCAAACACAUUUUGCUAUGCUUGAAAAGCCCUUUGAAAAUUUGAAUUCAGAAUAUAAGCGGACAAAGUAUUGUGAAUCAAUUGGACUUGUUGAACCACAAGAAAUCAAGUUAGGCAUCCGAUAUGAUAGUCGUCUCAAUAAAAGAACUAAGCAGUAUGAACAGAUUGCUAUUGAAGAUACAUUUGUUUACGUUCCCAUUUUAGAUUCUUUGAAGCAGCUUUUAAGCAAUAAAGAUAUAUUGCAUUUUGCUACUCAUGACCAUAAGAGCACAGAUGGUGUAAUGAGAGAUUAUUGUGAUGGUUCACAAUUUGAGAAAACCCCUCUUUUCCAUGAAGAUGAGAAUGCCCUCCAAAUUCACUGUUUUUAUGAUGAUUUCGAGACUGUGAACCCCAUUGGUUCAAAAACAAAAAUUCACAAGAUAGGUGCUUUAUA
This is a messenger RNA of Strongylocentrotus purpuratus (purple sea urchin), 2941 nucleotides long. RefSeq lists its product as uncharacterized. The transcript has 9 exons. Lineage: Eukaryota; Metazoa; Echinodermata; Echinoidea; Camarodonta; Strongylocentrotidae. Bases 376 to 1986 code for a protein of 536 amino acids. The record is from RefSeq and is a predicted model, not a curated record.